Messenger RNA from Lodderomyces parapsilosis, 1242 nucleotides. It is a transcript of the gene LAB5, whose product is annotated as putative lipoate synthase. The transcript has a single exon. NCBI's taxonomy places the organism in Eukaryota, Fungi, Ascomycota, Pichiomycetes, Serinales, Debaryomycetaceae. The coding region runs from base 1 to 1242 and encodes 413 amino acids. Gene Ontology annotation, molecular function: lipoate synthase activity; 4 iron, 4 sulfur cluster binding. Gene Ontology annotation, cellular component: mitochondrion. Gene Ontology annotation, biological process: lipoate biosynthetic process. The record is from RefSeq and is a predicted model, not a curated record.
AUGAUAUCAAGAAAUAUUCCCAAAGCAUCGAAAUCACUACUUAAAACCCAGACAGUCAGAUUACUUGCCACAGAUGCUACUCCAUCGGUUGCAACAACCUCGACAACCACAACCACAAUUACUCCCACCACAAUCACCACCACAGAAACAACCACAACAGUGAAAAAACCACGAAAAAAGCGUACUUUUUUUACUGACAAAUUAAACACAGGUCCGUCAUUUGAUGAUUUUGUUAGUGGCAAAGCAAAAGAUAUGCUUGAAGAUCCAUUGGAAUUGGCAAGAAAAGAUCCCGAUGCAAAAUUACCAAGUUGGUUGAAGGUGCCCAUCCCCAAGGGUAAAUCCUUCCAUAAUGUGAAGAAGGACGUUAGAGAACUAAAAUUGUCAACUGUUUGUGAAGAAGCCAAGUGUCCCAAUAUAGGUGAAUGCUGGGGUGGUAAGAAAUCAGAAGCUACAGCAACAAUUAUGUUACUAGGAGAUACGUGUACUAGAGGAUGCAGGUUCUGCUCGGUCAAGACUAGUCGAGCACCUGGAAAACCCGAUCCAAUGGAGCCUGAAAAUACUGCAGAAGCUAUCAGUCGAUGGGGAUUGGGAUAUGUUGUAUUGACCACUGUGGAUAGAGAUGAUUUGGUUGAUGGUGGUGCUCAUCAUUUGAAGGAGACUGUUGAGAAGAUCAAGUUGAAAGCCCCACAGAUUCUUGUUGAAGUUCUUGGUGGUGAUUUCAGAGGUGAUUUAGAAAUGGUUAAAGUAUUGGCCGGGUCAGGAUUAGAUGUGUAUGCUCACAACAUGGAGACUGUCGAAACUUUAACGCCACAUAUCAGAGAUAGAAGGGCAACAUAUCAGCAAUCAUUGGCCGUGUUGAGAACAGCAAAAGAGACCAAACCAUCAUUAAUCACAAAGACAUCAUUGAUGUUGGGAUUUGGUGAAACUGAUGAACAGAUUAUGGCUACAUUGAAGGAUUUACGUGGAGUUGGCUGUGAUGUAGUUACAUUUGGUCAAUAUAUGAGACCUACAAAGAGGCACAUGAAGGUUGUUGAAUAUGUGACACCAGAGAAAUUCGACUACUGGAGAGAUGUGGCAUUAGAUAUGGGUUUCCUUUACGUUGCCAGUGGACCUUUGGUUAGAUCUUCAUACAAGGCUGGUGAGGCGUUUAUUGAAAACGUGUUGAAAAAGAGAAGACACAAUGUGGGUGAAGCACCAAGGAUGUUACAGGAAGUUAAACCAAGCAUCUUUCGGAGAUCUUAG